ACCAUUAUCAAAAAAUCAUGAAACAACAACAUCAACAAAUGAUGAAAAUAGCAAUUAUGAAAAUUGCGAAUUAUGGUGGAAUAAAUUAGCAAACUUAACUGAAAGUAACUAUGUACAAGCUUACACACCAAAUUGGAACCGAUCGUGUAUUGAAUGUGAAACAAAACAUCUUCCAUCGGAACAAAAGAACUUUUGUUGCAAUGCAAUUUUAAAAUAUUUUAUACCACUAUUACGACCUUUACUACCUAUUUUACAAAAUAUCUACAAAUCAAAUCUUACUAAUAAUUUUAGUUAUGUUAGUCGACAAUACAAUUCACUUUUUUCAUUUACAACAAUUGGCUAUACGGGUGGUGUAGUAAAUUUAACAUAUCCUCAUGCAUUUAUAGUAAAUGGUCAUGCAUAUCACCAAAUACACUCUGCAAACAUGGAAGACUAUCCAGUUAACUGGUUUGUUUAUGAUGCUAACGCAAGAAACACUAUUGCGAAUCGAUACAAACUAAAUCAAAACAUAAUCGAUCUUAUUGAACAAGAACUAGCAAGGAUCAAUCCAUUCGUUCAAGGACUAUAUCAACUACGUAAUAUAACUUAUCCAAAAGCUCGACUAAUAAUUCACCAACCAACAGCUAAUGAUGAAAUUGCUGCAUACACGAUCAUUCAUUCAACAGCUAUUACCCAAGAAUGA
Dentiscutata erythropus is the source of this 682-nucleotide messenger RNA. Lineage: Eukaryota; Fungi; Glomeromycota; Glomeromycetes; Diversisporales; Gigasporaceae. The record is from the annotation of a GenBank genome assembly.